Ooceraea biroi (clonal raider ant) is the source of this 1621-nucleotide messenger RNA. Its product is annotated as insulin-degrading enzyme. Gene Ontology annotation, cellular component: cytosol; mitochondrion. Gene Ontology annotation, biological process: peptide catabolic process. Lineage: Eukaryota; Metazoa; Arthropoda; Insecta; Hymenoptera; Formicidae. Gene Ontology annotation, molecular function: metal ion binding; metalloendopeptidase activity. The record is from RefSeq and is a predicted model, not a curated record.
AAAUUAUUUUAUUAGUAAAGAAUUUGGCUCGAAAACAAUAGACUUAAUAUCUAUAAGGAAUGUUUAUUGAUGAUCUGCAAAAGUGUUGUAAAUAUGUGUUUGUUACAGGCUGCCAUUUCCUGUUUGAGACAGAGAAUAAAUUGCACAAAAGUUCAUGUACGGAGGUGUAUUACCAAACUGGUUUACAAGCGACGGAAUCGAACAUGCAUUUAGAGCUCCUGGCACAAAUCAUUUCGGAACCUUGUUUCAACAUUUUGCGAACGAAGGAGCAAUUAGGCUAUAUAGUAUUAAGCGAUGUACGCAGGUCGAACGGAGCUCAAGGCAUGCGAAUCAUAGUUCAAAGCAACAAACAUCCGCAGUACGUUGAGAAACGUAUCGACUCAUUUAUGGAUUCCAUGUUGGAUCACAUAACCACUAUGUCGGAAAAUCAAUUUAAAAAACAUAAGAAAGCUUUAGCUACAUUACGUCUUGAGAAGCCAAAAAUGUUGACUUCUCUAUCCACUAUAUUCUGGGAAGAGAUCUCAACCCAGCAAUAUAAUUUCGACCGAGCGAACGUCGAGGUAGCAUAUUUGAGAACUAUAACGCGGCCGCAAUUGUUGAACUUUUUCAAGGAAAUUGUACAUAGUAAGAUUCGACAUAAAUUGUCGGUGCAUGUGAUAUCCACGGCAACAAAUGGCACGGAGGAUGAACUCGGAUUGAAUAACGAAGCUGAAGAGAUCCUUGAUACGGCAGCUAGUGAAAAAAUUAAGAAAAUCGACGACAUCAUGUCGUUUAAAAUUAGUCAAUCUUUAUAUCCUUUAUUAAAACCAUUUAACGAAUUUCCCAGGAAGGGCAUACGCUCUUCAAAAUUAUAAUUAAAUGAUGAAAGAUGUAAUGACAGAAAUUAUUACGAAUUAAACGGGUGACCUGUUUAUGCGCAUAAUACUAUUAAUUUAUACAACUCAUUUUUAAACACAAUUAUAGAAUGUUUUAUCAGGUUAGAGAAUAUUUAUUAAACAAUAUAAUUGGCAAAAUCCAACAUAUAAAUCAUUUUAUAAGUCAAAUAUUUCUACGAUUUAUUAUUGAAAAAUAGUUUGACUUAAUUUUAAUUAUUAUUUUCACGCACGUACAAAGUUUUGUAAAUUCAUGCGAAUAAUGUAUCACCGAGAAUUUAUUUUUUACAAACAUCACAUACUUUUAUACUAUAUUGUACUGUAUACUAAUUCCGUAUUUGAAAAUGAGUAAAAAUUAAUAGCUGAUUAACAAAAGUUUUAUUUAUUUUUCUAUUAUUAAUUAGUACUUAUUAGUUUUAUUUAAGAUAAUAAUUUAAUUUUUAUGACUUUAAACGUUUCGUUGGAAAGGAUUUAACUAAUUCCUUAUCUCUCAGAAUAAUCAUUAAAUGUUUCUAUAAUCCUGCAAAAUAUUUGCGAAUUCUGUACGCCUAAAUGUAAAAUUAGUAUGUUGGGUGGGUAAUUAAAUUUAUUCGAAAGCUUGUUAUCGAAUAAAUAGAAUAAAUCUAUUUUACACUUAAUUACUGCUCCAUAAAUCUUUAGAUUCUUGUACUGUACAAAUAGUGCCAUAAAACUUGGGAUUUGGAUAAAUAUAAUGAUACCAGUGAUUUAUAAAAAUAAAUGUUUUGUAC